Messenger RNA from Pundamilia nyererei, 1683 nucleotides. RefSeq names its product ureidoglycolate lyase (gene ugl). The transcript has 15 exons. Lineage: Eukaryota; Metazoa; Chordata; Actinopteri; Cichliformes; Cichlidae. The record is from RefSeq and is a predicted model, not a curated record. Gene Ontology annotation, molecular function: malate synthase activity. Gene Ontology annotation, cellular component: cytoplasm. Gene Ontology annotation, biological process: glyoxylate cycle. Bases 1 to 1683 code for a protein of 560 amino acids.
AUGAAGAAAAGGGCGAAUGCAUUACAACAGAAUGAGAAUGAGGACACCCCUCUAACCCUACGUUAUGGAAAAGGCCUGGACAAAGAAUGUGUAACUCUCUUUACCACUGACUCCCUCCACUUCCUGCAUGAGCUGAUUUCCACAUUUGAUGAGGAGGUGGACGAGAUUCUACAGCUGAGAGUGUCUAAAAAGGCCCAGCUGGAUCUCACAGGUGAUCUGCCAAGCUUCCUGGAAAGCACCAGACACAUCAGGAGAGACCCAGACUGGAAGGUCCUUCCCGUCCCCUCAAGGCUCCAAAAGAGACAUGUAGAUAUUGGAGACUUGGCACCCUGCGAUACUGAGCACUUCAUUAAAGCUCUUCUGUCACCAGCACAAGGCAUACAGGUUGACUUUGAUGAUGGAAACUGCCCGACGUAUUACAACCAGAUCAAAGGCAUUUACAAUGUUUUUAAAGCAGUGCAUAACCUGUUUCCCAAUGUUCCACAUGUAUCUCAGGCUCCCGUGCUGAUGCUGCGUCCCCGUGCGUGGAAUAUGGUGGAGCACAACAUGAUGGUGGAGGGGAAAGAAGCUCCUGGCCCGCUCUUUGACUUUGGGCUCCUCAUGUUUCACUGUGGAAAGGCACUGUUCGAACACAAGAGUGGACCCUUUUUCUACCUGUCCAAAGUGGAGGGCUACAUGGAGGCCAGACUCUGGAACAAAAUAUUUGUUUGGACACAGCAGAAGCUGGGUCUUCCUCUGGGCAGCAUCAAGGCCACAGUGCUGAUUGAAAAUGUGUUAGCAGCCUUUGAGAUGGAGGAGAUUCUCUAUGAGCUGCAAGAGCAUUCAGCAGGACUCAACUGUGGCAUCUGGGAUUACUCAGCCUCCUUUGUCAAUAAGUUUGGUCAUCGACCAGCCUUCCUGUUGCCUGACCGCCAUAAAUACGUGAACAUGGAGAAGCAUUUUCUGCGCAGCUACAUGGAUCUGUUGGUUAAGACAUGUCAUCGGCGAGGAGCACUGGCCACUGGAGGCAUGGCUGCCCUGCUGCUGCCUGAAGACCCACUCAGUGACACCUACAGGAGAGUGUUGGCUUCUGUCACAAGGUUGAAGUUAUUAGAGAUUACUGCAGGUGUGGAUGGUUUCAUGGUAUAUGACCUAAAUUUGGUUGAGCCCAUGCAGAAACUCUUCAAGGUCCACACCGAAGGAGAUAACCAGCUUGACCAGCUCCGAAAUGACGUGACUGUAUUUCCUGAAGACUUGCUAUCCAUGCCUUCAGGAGGAGUCACGCUUAAUGGUUUGAAGUAUAACAUUGCAGUUGGUGUGCUCUUUAUUAAUGCUUGGCUAUCAGGUAAAGGCCACUUCUUCUACAAAGGCCAGGUUGAAGAUUCUGCCACAGCAGAAAUUUCUAGAUCGCAGGUGUGGCAGUGGGUCCGUCAUCAGACCCGGCUGGAGGACGAUGGCAGGGUGGUGAGCAGGCAGCUGGUGACUGACCUCAUCAAGGAGCUCAUCAUGGACCUCAGUCCCCACUGUGGCUCUGUUAGACAGAGGUUACACACAGCAGCAAACAUGUUCCAGGAGGUGAUCGCAAAGAGACAUUUUCCAGACUUCAUCACUACCUACCUGAACCAGGACCACACCUUCCUCAGCUCCCAGAACGCUGAACCCAUGCAAGCUCUGGACAAAGACCUGAGGCGAUCGAAACUGUGA